Molecule: messenger RNA, 6016 nt
Organism: Eurytemora carolleeae
Lineage: Eukaryota; Metazoa; Arthropoda; Copepoda; Calanoida; Temoridae
Gene: gek
Product: serine/threonine-protein kinase MRCK alpha
Exons: 39
Biological process (GO): peptidyl-threonine phosphorylation; actomyosin structure organization
Cellular component (GO): cytoskeleton; cytoplasm
Molecular function (GO): ATP binding; protein serine/threonine kinase activity
Source: RefSeq, a predicted model, not a curated record
UACCUGGUGAUGGACUACUACUGUGGAGGGGAUCUGUUGACCCUGCUCAGCAAGUUCGAGGAUCGUUUACCCGAGGACAUGGCCAGGUUUUAUAUUUCCGAGAUGGUUCUGGCGAUCCAUUCUAUUCACAACCUGAGAUAUGUACACAGAGAUAUCAAACCUGACAACGUUCUCCUAGAUGCUCAUGGACAUAUUCGACUAGCAGACUUCGGGUCAUGUCUUAGACUGAAAGAGGACGGCACGGUACAAAGUAAUGUAGCUGUAGGGACACCAGACUAUAUCUCACCAGAAAUUUUAAGGGCUAUGGAGGACGGUCAGGGCCGGUAUGGUUCUGAGGUUGAUUGGUGGAGUCUAGGGGUGUGCAUGUACGAGAUGUUGUACGGUGAAACACCGUUUUAUGCCGAGUCCUUGGUGGAGACCUAUGGCAAGAUAAUGAACCAUAAGGGAGUGUUCGUAAAAAAGGAAAUGGGGCAUAGGCUUAAGUCGAAAAAUAUUCGAUGGUUGGGACAAAACGGGAUAAAUGAUUUUAAAUCUCAUCCGUUCUUCUCAGGAGUAGACUGGGAGCAUAUAACUACUUCAACAGCACCCUUCAUACCAGAGUUAGGGUCAAACCUUUCAGAUUCAGGAAGUUUGGUUUCUGGAACAAGUACUGCUGCAACUACUCCUAUGCUCGACAACGUGGACGGAAUCGCCAGGUCUGCGUAUGAGCGGAGGAUAGACAGGUUGGAAAAGGAGAAGCAGGAGUUGACAAGGAAGCUGGGGGAGACUACCAGAACCCUGCAGGAGAUGGCCCAUGGGGGUAAAGUGCCUGAUAGUAUAGAAAGUAGUGGCGAGGAUAGCUCAGCACUUCUUAUCAAACUAAAAGAAUCUGCGAGUAAGGUUGAGAACCUGGAAAUGGUGAACCAGGACCUGGUGACCAGGAACCUUGUCUUGGAGCAGGGGGAGGCUGAGAGAGCAAGAAUAAUGCGUGAGCUAGAGCGAAGUAUGUUGAGCUCGAAACAAGAGAAGGAAGAUCUAUCCAGAGAUCUUUGUGAGGCCCAGGAGAAGUUGAAACUGCAAAGUAAAGAAUUAAAAGAUGCUCUGCAGCAGAGGAAACUAGCUAUGGCAGAGUAUACAGAGGUUACAGACAAAUUGUCAGAGAUGCGUCAGCAGAAACAGAAAUUGUCGAGACAGGUUCGAGACAAGGAAGAAGAGCUUGAGAACUCUCUGCAGAAGAUUGAUAGUUUACGUCAGGAUAUCAGGAAAGCAGAGAAGCUACGAAGAGAACUCGAGUUGAAGGCUGAAGAAGCAUUCAAUGAGACCUCUAAAGAACGUAAAUUGAGAGAGAAGGCUGAGAGUUCACUUAGAGUAUCUGGAGGAUGUGUUGUAGAGGCUGGUAAUGAGGUUGGAGGAGAUCAAUCUGCUGAAAUAUCGAGGCUCAAACAACAGAUUGAGAGGUUAGAGGUUGAAGGAACCGAGGCUAUGCUACUCCAACAGCAGAGGAUGUCCCAGGAUACUCUGGAGCUACGCCAGAGGUUGGAGGAGGUCGAGGCGGAGAAAAGGCGGAUAGAACAAGAGUUAUCCUCCGCCAGGGAGAGGUUAGAGAGAGCUAGGAAUGAUAAUAUGCAGGAGAAUGACGAUGUGAUCCAGGAGUUAAGAACCCUCCACGACAAAGAGAAGAACUUGUUGAUGGAGGAGAACAACAAGCUCUCAGCUGAACUUGAGAGAAGUAUCGAGAUAUCUACUCGGCUGCAAGCUGACCGGAGACACCUGGACGACGAGUUCACCGACCUCCAGGGGAAGAAGGAGAUGGUGGCGCAGUGGGAGCAACAGAUUGCCGAGAUCAUUCAGUGGGUUAAUGAUGAGAAGGAUGCACGUGGUUAUCUUCAGGCACUAGCAAGCAAACUGAGUGAGGAGAUGGAUUUGGUGAAGGGUAUGCCCUCCAACCCUGCGGAGAAGAACUGGAAAAACCGAAGGUCCCAGAAGCUGGAGAAGAUGGAGUUGUUGAACCUGCAGAGUAACCUCCAGAGUGAGAUUCAGGCCAAGCAGGAGAUAUCCCAGGAGCUCAGUAAAAUCAGAUCCGAAUUAGAAGCAUCUAGAAAGAUAUCCUACUCCAGAGAAAUGCUACGGAAGGAUUCCCAGAUAAAAGAACUCCAGGGAAGAAUUGAAAGCGACGGAUUGCUUGGAGAGAGGUCGUCUUCACAGAUGUCGUUUCUUGAUCAAUUCUUGAAGGAGAGCAGUGUAUCUAGGCAUACAACACCAGGCAGAGAGACAAGUAUUCCACCUCAUCACACAAGAUACUCAAUAGAAUCUGAAGAAGGAGAUGUUGAAGACAAUAGAAUUCCUUCAAUAGCCAGCAGUAGAUCAAAUAUGUCAGAUCAUUCAGCUGACAUUGCAAACUCACCCCUGGCAGCUGGGGGCAACCCCAGGAUCUCCGCCCCCCUCCAGAAUACAUCACUAGGGGCGGGGGCGGGGCUAACCCCCUCCUCCAAUAUAUUAAAAGCCAAGUCUCAUCAAUUUAUUAUUCGAACAUUUUCCUCUCCUCUCAAGUGUAAUCAUUGUACAAGUCUCAUGGUCGGCCUUACUAGACAGGGUGUUGUGUGUGAGGUUUGUGGGUUUGCUUGUCAUAUUCGGUGUAAAGAUCGUGUGCCGGCCAUGUGUCCGGUUCCCCCCGACCAGACUAAACGUCCCUUGGGAAUUGACCCCACCAGGGGUAUAGGUACAGCCUACGAGGGCUACGUCAAGGUACCUAAGCCCGGCGGAGUAAAGAAAGGUUGGCAAAGACAGUUUGUUGUGGUUUGUGAUUUUAAAUUGUUUCUCUACGAACUCCAGGCUACAGCUCCAGCAGUGGCAGUUUCACAGGUAUUAGAUAUGCGGGACCCGGAGUUUGAAGUGUCGAGUGUACGAGAAAGUGACGUCAUCCAUGCAUCUAAAAAGGAUGUACCGAGUAUAUUCCGUGUAACGACUAGUUUAAUGGACCCCCCAGGUAUAAGACACCAGUGCUUAAUGUUGGCCGACAGCGAGAGUGAGAAAACAAAAUGGGUUGUAGCACUCAACGAGCUCCAUAGGAUACUAAAGAAAAACAAGCUUCCAGAUAGGACCGUGUACAAGUGCAAAGAGGUAAUGGACAACCAGGUGACUGUGAUCAAGAACGCCCUGUCCGCCUGUCUGAUUGACCAGGAUAGGUUGGUCGUGGGUACAGAGGAGGGACUCUACUCAGUAGACCUGGAGAGAGACGAAAUUUGUCGUGUUGGAGAAGGAAAGAAACUUCAUCAAGUCGAAUAUCUUCAGGAAGAACAACUUAUAAUUUGUCUGGCUGGCCGUCAGCGACAAAUGCGCUUAGUUCCAAUCCGCGCUCUGGAGCACACGGAAACAGAAUGGAUCAAAGUUGCGGAUACCAAGGGCUGUAUAGAAAAUAUACACCCCUGUAUUGUGGUGUUUAGUUUACUUGGCGACCAGCAUCCGUUAUCCUUGGUUCAUCCUGACAAUCAGAUGCUGGGUUUCCUAGCAUACAAUCCUGUAGAUGCUCUAGGGGCCAUUGAACUUCCUAGGGGAGAAUUUUUACUAAUUUUCAACUCCUUGGGAGUGUAUGUUGACCUACAGGGCCGGAAAUCACGUGACCUGGAGAUCAUGUAUCCGGCGCAACCCACGGCAAUCGCUACAACUCCAGAUGGUUUCCUUCUUGUUUACAGUGAUACUCAUAUUGAUGUCUUUGAUGCUGCUGCAGGUGAAUGGUGUCAGACGAUAAAUAUUCGUAAAACGCGUCCCUUGUUAAAAUCUGGACUUCUUAAUCUUUCACUCUUACAGGAGCUUCCUCAUGUAACUUUCCUCAGUAAUAUUCACAAAGAGGACAUGUUGUGUGUUGUUAAGCCCAGUCUUGUUCUUGGACGGGAUGGUAGACCAGUUCAAAGAACCAGAAGAAGAUUCAGUAUCAGAGAUGCAAACAAACAAAUCAAAUCGAAUCCUGACCGAAGAUCUAAGAUGAUAUCUGCCCCAUCAAACUUCAACCAUAUCUCUCAUAUGGGACCUGGAGACGGUAUUCAGAUACAGAGAUUGCUUGAUCUUCCCACAACAUUGGAAACAGCAGACCAGGUCCCUGCUGGUACCCCGGUAACAUUAAAUCAACCUGUACAGAGAGUCAAAUCAAUGUUUCACCAAUCUGGAAGUAAACUGAACCCUCCUCGCCUACCCUCACAUCCACCUCCUCCUCAAAGAUCCAUCAGUCACUCAGAGGAAGGAUCAGACACCUCAUCCUUGUCUGGUUCCUGGGACCUUCAAGAUAUCAUUGAGAGAGAAAUAUCUUCCACUAAGCUAAAUCUUGUCAGAAAGUUUAGUUUUCGUCGACGGCCAAGUUUCUUCCGAAGCGCUUCAUUAGAACAGCGCGGUGUAGAACGAGGAACCGGUGAUCGAAGAGCUUUCAGUGUGGAACCAAGGCCACGUCUUCCAAGGAUUGAGGAUGAAAAUUAUAUUGCGGGUAUGAGAUCCUAUCUGAAUGGAAGCGGGAAUUCAGGAACUCCGCCCCCUGCCCUAGGGCGUCCUCUUCCCCGCCCCGGACUCAUGAUGGGGCGGGCUAGCUCCUCCUCCCUCCCCCGCUCUCCGGAGAACGACUCCAGCUUCCUAACCUCUGGACUCGGAACAGGAUCAGGAUCGCUGAUUGGGUCAACCUCCGGGCAGUCCGGUCAAGGGUCUCUUCUUGGGUCAAAUCAAUCUGGACAGGGGUCUCUUGGGUCACACAGCAGUCAUGAUGUUUCAUACAUGAAUAUUUAUCAGAAUACAAACCAUCCUCAUCUUUAUGAUACAAAUUUGGACGGGUCUCCCCGUCACUCCCUUGGGUCAAACAACUCUAGUAAUCUGAGCACUCCUCCCAGUCCUGCCAGAGAGCUCGGAUCCUCAUCAUACGAAUCAUAAAAUAUCUUAUUCUUCGCAACCUAUCUGCAUUGGUUCUACGUGGUAAAAGGGCGAUACCUUAUUCAGAUGAACGUCACUAAAUGGAAUGUACACUCACAAGUGAUUUUCUCUAAUGGCCAAUUCAAAUUAAAAAGUAAAGUUGAUUUUUAUAUAUUUUUUUCUUCACUUAGAAAAUUCUGAUUAAAUGAGACAUAUCUAGAAUCUAGAGAAAGUUUUUAAGUACUUCGAAAUUUUUUUCUGAUGUGUUUUUUAAAUUCAUUCUGCGUUUUUUCCUCUACCUUUAUUCAAAAGUUCUAAAAAUCAACAAAGCUUCAUAAAUCGCAGCAGCUUGAAGAUAACCCAUUCUUGUGAUAAAUUAAGUUUGUAGAAAAGCAUAUCUGUUAAAACGUACGUGCAACAGCAACGGAAAUUAUUUCAUUUUCUGUUACCAGAUUACUUAGAUGGCUUUUGGAUUGGUUUUGUUUAAACAAAGUAUUUUAAUCAAAUUUUCUUUUCAAGGCCGCGUAUGAACACAUUUUUAUUUUUGUCUUCCAAUUUUGUUUAUCGUUUACGCGAGGUAUAAAUUUAUCUCCCCAACAUGUAUAUCAUAACCUUGACAUUUUGUACUUCGGAUGUGAUUUAAACAGUUCCGAUUAGUCUACACUCUUGGUGUGAGAAAUUGGCUUUCAAUUUUCUUAAACACUUUUCUAAACAUUUGAUUAACUAGUCACAAAGUUGUCGUAUUUAUGAAUUGUGUACACUGUACACUGUACACUGUACACUGUACACUGUACACUGUACAGUUAUAUUUAUUGUUAAAAAUACUCGGCACAAUAUAUUGUACAUGUACACUCAGUACUUUACUUUAUGUACACCUUAAUAAUAGAAUAAAAAAGACUACCCGCAAGGUUUAACUUAAAAUAGUGAUAGCCCCCCCCCCUCUCCCUUUAAACUUCAACCCCCCACCCCCUCUCUACAAUUCAUAUUGCUCAUUUAUCUUUUUUAUUGAAUUAUGUUAUUGAUAAUUAGGACUCCAUCGAAACCAAAUUGGCGUUGAAUAUAUGCAUAAAUAUAUAUCGUGGUAUGUAAAAAAUAAAACAAUAAUUUAUUGUUCAUUUGUUAUAUUCAAUAAAACAUCAUUUAUACAAAA